AUGGUUUACUUGAUCCCCUUCAUGCGCAACAUGGCUCUGAAUACUCUCGACUGGAAUCGACGGGACAUCGAGACGGUACCCAGCGAUAGGGAAUACAGCCCGCUGAUCCCAUUUGAUAUCUCGCGUCCUCUCGACCUGCCUCGGGGCUUCGGCCGGUUAGUAAGUCAGAAGCGAUAAUCUUGGUUCAUAUUUAUGUUAGAAGCCAUGCCUUCAGUCUCUUUGUGAUUUCGGCGUUUGCUUAAAUCAAAUUGACGACCGUACCCGAUAUUACAGAUGACCUUGCGCUACAUUCCAGAGGAGUAUACAUUCCUCAAGCCCUAACACUGUCCACCCUGGGCCCGUCCAUUCAAACCCCAACGGCAACCCUAGCCCCCAAUCUGGAGUUUAGCGUAGAGCCACAUGCAAUAGGGAAGGAGGGUACUUAUUCCCCGUGUCCUGCCAAAGGAAUUUGAAAAAAAAUGAAAAGCAGACGCCCUAAUGUAUGCAACAUUUCGGUCUGAAAAGAUGCACAAUGCACAUUUACUCUGGUGCUUUCAGACUUCUCAGCCAGCUAUUUAUGUCUGUACUCUAAGUCUUUAUGGGGCCUCAUAACUCAGGUCGCUAGAGCGUUGGCUGCACUAAAGUCUUCCCUUGAUACCGUGGGUUCGAAUCCCACCGCUGCGCCGCGUUUUUCACAGUUGAGUCAAAAUGAAUGGUUAUGAACUGCCUAAAACUGCACAGGUUGCACGAUGCAUUAUAAUUGGUAGCGCAGGUACUAGCCAAAAGCCCAGACACAUGCUUCGCUGACAUCCUGCCGCUGCAUGACUCAGGUGCGAUGGGCUUCGAUGCAAAAAUUCAGCCUGAGCCCCUUAGUCUCAGACAGACUGACUCACUCCAAGUUAGCGACUAAUUUCUGAGGAAAUUAAAACCUGCGAAACCUAAAACUACCAUAAAAUGACCUUCUAGGAAUAUGCAUGGUAAGUUAGCAUAGAACCGUCAAUUGAAAAAUAAUGUAAGUGGCCUCUCAACGUAACAUAACUCCGUCACAGGACUCCGUGUUCUUCCAUGCAAUCAAAUGCAAAAGUCAAAAAAACCUGAAAUAUUCAAAGGAAUUGACUCUACACUGCACUUCCUGCAUAUUUAUGGUUUCCAGUCAAUGACUCAUGAUUUUUAGCAUACUCUAUGCCCUACAAUUUUCUCCAGACCCCAUGGCUUCGAGGCAAGUUGAUUGCGCAUGUCGCACUGAAGCUUACGACCCUGGAGUACGUAAUGUUUUUUUAUUCCAGAGCUUUGACAUUUAUACUCCAAGGAGACGUGAAAAAAACGCUCAUCAUCUGACAAAAUCAGGUCAGGUUGUGGACUUUUUAAGAAUCUGCUGGGAAGUUGGAAGCAAAGCCGAAAAAGAAGACGCUUGCUGGAAUAUCAAAAAUCUACCUGGCUAUCUUGCGCUGUUGACAAGAAUCCGUGGAGCCCCCGUGAUCGUAGUGGUUAGGGCAAAUGUGCGCGAAAAAUUACUUGACGGAAUGUGGAACGCUGGCUAAAAGCUCAAAGAAAGGGUAUAAUCCGGUUUUCUAGAUGUUUUCUAAUUCCCGAAUAAUUUUCAACUGGACCUGCCGUUAUACAUGCAUUCAGGGUUUCCAAACUACAGACCGUAUAUUUCCCGUGUACGGAAAACCAUACGUUUCUCUACGGCAUUAAGAGGAGACUAUAUGGGGUUAGCAAAAUUUAGCGAUGGAUUUGCGUCGUAUUGUUAACUUUGCAAGCCUCAUUGGUAUAUGCAGACACAUGACGAUUUAUAAACGGCCAUUUCAAGGUAUUAACAAAUCACACAAUCGUACACUUUUAAAACCAAAUUAUACCCUUUCUUUAAGUAUAAAAUUAGAAUAAGACGUAAUUUCCUACCGGAUGAACGAAAAGAAUGAGUAUUUUUAUGCAUGUUUUCUAUGAAAUAUAACUGAAGUUUUAAGGACGUCGAAAAUUAAUGGGAAAAUGCAUGCUACUUAAGUAGUCAUUUUUUUACAAAACAUCGUUCCUGCAUGCAGCCGAAAUAACGUUCGUUCAAAAGCCGACAGCCUGUGGUAACUGAAUUAUCAUAGAAUUAUGCUGAAUGAUGAUUAGUUUUACAGGCCUACUUAAUUAAUCUUUUCGAAACGAAAACGCAUUUCUGAAUUUCGGUUAACAUUUCAUGAGUUAGCCCACCUACUGUAUGUGAGCAUUUGGAUUGAGAUCUGCAAACUUUAGCGGAAUAACCAUUCCUAUGCUUUACCCCGAGAAACUUCUGGCAUGUUAAUUUACGCCUGCUAUAGGAAGAGUGAGCAUAGAUGCCACCUAAGUUGUCUCUGCUCUAAAGCGUCGCCAAGUAUAUUAUAUUGACCCAGCAACUCCACCUUAGAUCAUUUAACCCUUUCCCGAAAGUUAACUUCGCCCUCGUGUUAACACAUGCGCGCUUUCAAUCGCCGAGGAUAGUCAACGCCAAGUGUUUUUGGUGCGUUAGGUAGGCGAAAUAACACGUUGCAUCAAGACCGGUUUUAUGACACAAGGUCGUGUGUUGUCAAGGUUGGCAAUCAAUUAGCCCUGCCCAGAAAACAGUUGAAAUACUGCACCUGCCUUCGGCGUUCGGAUCAGAAACCAAGACAAUUUUCGUAAUUUUGAACAGAAACUAACAUCGCACCAUCCAGGAGACUAACUUAAAGCUGGGAUUCACAAGCUGGAGUUUAUGCCAGAAAGCACAGGGGGAAGCUGUAAGACUCUGCUGAUGGUCCGAACCCCUCGGAGAUGCGCCAAGCAGCGACAGAAAAUCGGAAAAACACGUGCCUUGGCUUUCAGUCAGUACCUGGCCUGUCAGUAUGGUGAAGCACACAACAUCUGUACACUAGAGACUAUCUGUUGGCAGCUUGUGUACAUUACAUGGUUAUCCUUCUGAAGCUGUUGGAGUUCGGCUGAAGUAUUCAUAUCAACUUUCGGAAUGCACCUGAGGUUUGUCCCUAGGAAUUUUCUCCAAGUUAAUGCGUUACUUUUUUGGCAGACUGAAAAACCGAAGUUGGUACUUUUAUGUGUACUGAUCUUGCGUAUAAAGUACAAUUCGAUGAAUACAACUCUGUCAGGCCUCGUUCUCAAGGACAUUCUACGUUAGUUGUCGGUCCGGACACUCUCUUCACACAACGUUCUUGUAAAAAAAGCAUUUUAACUCCACUAUGGUUUAAACUAAAAUCAUGAAAACGGCGUUUUUAAGUGAAGGAUGAGAAAAAUUCACUACACAGCAGCGUGAAUACGGAGAAACGAUGAGGUUUGCACUUUAAGGGUUGCGGCAGCGUAAUCUGACAUGUUCGUUUCAUACAUGAUCAUCCAUACAAAUCGCUUACAGCGUUAAACAAUGUGGUUAGAUUCCACAGUUCACACCACGUGCCUCGUCCGGUAACUAGAUCACACUGGUUAAAGUAGCUAACGCCACGGAUAUUCGGUAACAGAAUACGCGGAAGGUGGCUCCGCACCUUCUUCAUUAAGGCCUCUUGGCUUCAGUCAGUAUUUAACCGACUAGAUCAUGCUAAAGUUUCGGGUCUAGUGUCGUAUAAUGACUGGUAAAUAUUGCGGCUUGCAGGCUCAAUACGUCGGUUCUAGUCUACCUAAAAUAGUUACUUUCGCAUGUUUCUCGCUUUUUGGUAGGAUUAACUAAGUGAGCUAAUUGGGCCAAUAACAGAACAGACGCAGUUUGAAUGGGCAUUCAGCGCACUUUUAAACUAUCUCGAUGUGCUAAAAGUCGUGGCUAGGAAGGCUGCCAGCUGAUGGGAUAAUUUGGUUCACCUCUCGGGACAGAGAAUCAGACUGCAGUGGCUCCUUCUUAAUGUGGCCUUUAUAAAACUCAUACUCAGUUGAGGUCUGAGCCGUCGUCGUCCCGCCUCGGUGAAAACCUAGCUCACUGUGCGCGGCCCGGGUGCGUGUGGUCCGUGUAGACGGGUUGUUUAGCCCUGACAUUUACCGUAUCUGAUCCUGCUCCUUUUGUUUUAUCAACUCUCUCUUGACACAGGGUCUAGGUAGGUGAGGAGGGAGAGAGCACGGUAGAGGCUUCGCAGGUCUACUGCUGCUAUAAACUAAUUCACGUGGAAGUCACCUUCUUUGCGUCCAUCAUGAUGUUGGACACAUAGCAGACGUCAAAGUCUCGAGUAGGGAGAGUGGUUAUUAAACAAGCGUUUGACAUUCACUGUUGUGGUUAGGAUCUCACUCGACCCCAUUCUGUUCGCCCACCAGCCUGCCACUGACGACAACGAACGUUGAGUCACGGGACACGUACCACCUGUAAUGCAUAAGCAGCUUACUAGGAGCGCAACAGGCCAGAAAAGGAAAGCUGUAUCACGGUCGUCCGUAGGCCAUAUGGAGUGAGGUAUAUAAACAUGUCAAGUACGCGUUUGACCCUCAUUGUUGUGGCUAGGGUCUCAAUCAAUCCCUAUGACGUACUGAUGAUCGGUAACGACCGUGAAACGACUGUCUGUAUCUGGCCUGUUGCGCUCCUAGAGCAUGGUUAUUUUCAGAAUAUUCGCCCAGGUGGCGACCACAUGCAAGCUCGCCUUAGGAGAAGAGGCGCAUUUAUACUGGCCCUUGAACAAUGAUCUACUGCACAUUGCCAAAACUACUGGAAGGUUUCUUAAAAGUUUGUUGGUAAAAGAAGGCCGAUCGGGUCUUAUUUCGCAGCCGCACCUGCAGUAGACAAGCCCCAGCCUAACCCCUAACCCCAACCUUAACCCCAACCCCGAACAGGUACGGCUAAAAAAUAAGAUCUUGCCAGAAGGCCAUACAAUUUAGCGUUCUUAUGUGCUCCCCAUACGACACUAGAAAGACCGGUUUAGAUUACCAAGUGCUUUGGCCGUUGAGUUAAAAAUUUACAGUGCAACAGCAGGUCAGGUUUCCUAUCCAUCUGCACACACACACACACUGAUCACGCUCCUUGACCCAGUUUCUGCGGCCAGGAUCGACGAACAAACCUUCGUCAGACAGCCAUGAUGCGCUGAACUACAGAGUAAAGUGCCAUUUCCUACGUAGACCGUCAAAUGAAUGUGCUAUUUUUAACGACAGGUUAGCUGAACCUCCAGACAGCACUUAUGCCUGAUUUAUGCGACGAAUAUUCCGAUGUAAAGAACAUGAGGGAAUUGUGUGAAGGGCAGCAUCGCAGCGCUUCAUGGCUGAGACGUUUGAUACCUCACAGUGCGUUACCAGAUCCUAAUGGCCGUUAUAUUAGCGCUUGGGUCUGGUCUAGGCCAGUAAGAAGCCUCCCCCUGAACCGAAGACGGAUUUCUGGCUCUUGUGUUUAGGCUCCCUGCUCCAAGUAAUGAAGCGUUCCCCAAAAUCUGUCAAAAUGCGCAAUUUUUACAGCGAACUGUCGCUGCGUUCAUCCACCUGACCCUUGACUCCUCCGAUCCUGUACGUCCUAUGGCCCUCUUGGCAAUCUUCUACCCAUUAACUGUAUUGUGUUAGAACGGAUAACGUUCACCAGCUGGCAGACGACUCUUUCAGAUCCACUAACAGACAUAAAAGUUGGUUAAACGUAGGCUACAGCUUUCAUACUUACCAUCUUUUUCCUCCGGCGGGUUGGUAGUCUUUGUGUGACCGGGAAGAAGUCUUUUAAGCAUAUCUAAGGGAGAGGAAGAUGAGUUGGCGACUGUGUGAUCUCGUUUAAUAGCUUGCACACACACUCGGACCGUCAGGCAUCUCGAAAAGGAGACUGCAAUUGGCUGGUGGGGCCUCCGGGCUCGCAUGACGGUGAGCUGCGCGCGCGCGUGCGUGCGUGGGUGCACCCCAUAAAAGAAGACGCGUGCACGUGACGCAUGAGAGAGAGGGCAUAAGCCAGUACGUUGACGAAGUGACAUUGCGCACGCCGAGGUGUGUGUACAUAGACCUGAAGUAGGUUCAUCAGACCACUUACAUGCGUGUCAUAGAACCGGGAGCAAGAGGAAGGGUAAAUAAAUGCGCAAAAAUUAAAACAGCCCCGUCGCUACAGUAGUCCGCUUUUGAUCGGUUAAUAGGGAGUUAUUCAACUGCGUCCCAGCAUAACAAAUAGUCCCAAGCCGUCCUGGCUAUUUGCUAUGGUUCAGGCGUUCGAGUUGUCUUGUUAGGCAGUUUAACAGCAUGCCAGGCAUAUUUUCUGGGUGUCGAAGGCGGACCGUCUACAGUUGCUGGAUGCGUGUUCUUGCCAUGCACAACUCGCGAGCUCAUUAUCUCUUAAAAGAAAUUUUUAAAAGCCUUUCGAAGGAUCCAAAACAGACUGCCUUCCCCAAAAGCCACCCAUCUCACCGAACCCCUUAGAAACGGCCCCAUCGUGAAUGGUUAUGUUUUAUGAGAAGGAGCGCUGGUGAGCGAAUAAUCAAAAGAACUGCCAAAACACGGGUCACAAGGUUAGAUACCGAGAUAAACUUAAAUUUAAUUAAAAUUUUAAAUCUACUACAUGUAACGGAGUUGUAAUUCUUUGAAAUGAUAGAGUAUUUGGAAAUGUUGACCUACAUGAGUCAAUUCGGGUGACAUCCAGACCACACUUACUACUCGGAAACAAGACUGUGAUGCUAACUUAGUUUCUCUCCCCCAAGGCAGUGUGCUGAUAUUGUUCGUCUUGUUAUUGAAUUUGGUGAAACAGCUUGGGAUGCUUAUUUAUCCGUGGUACAAAGGACAGUUUUUCGAAGAUUGCAGCCGAUAGCUACGAUUCUACGAGCAAAAAUUAGGGUGUGGAUUAGGCUUAGAGUCGGGUUAAGACUGCUGUUAGGCGGCCGUAUCGCCAACCCUGUCCCUAACCCCAACGGUAACUUUAGUUCAAGGGUUCCGACUUCUUUCUUUAAUCCCACCGUGAUUUGCCGCCCGUGGAUUACAAAAUACUAAUGCUACUUAAACAUUCCCAGUAGCAAAAAAUCCGUAGGUUAUAUGGGGGUAACAGCUGCUUUAUUGGUGCAUUUGAUUGUACGCGCGAAUGGCCUAUUUUCGAUGCUCAGAAGCCGCCGCCAAUGACAUCCGCGUACUGAGUUCUGGAGUAGUUUGGCGUUCUCAUAGGCUACAUUAAUAUGGCGCUGAGCAUCUUGCAUAGCUACUGAUGCAUUUAAACAAAUAGCCGACGCUUUCAUUGGCAGCAUUUUUAGCGGUUUCUUAAGUUCGCUUUCAAUGUUUCUAACCACAAAAUGCCGAUUUUCGCAAAAUCCACAUUAUCGCUGAUAAGACAGUCACUUUUAAAGAGAGGGAUGACUGGAAGUAAUUUCAACCGAAGAAACCUGAACUGUACUCGACUUUCAUCGAUGAUCCUACCUAGGGCGGAGGCCUUCAACACCCGUUUAAAGGAAAUCUGUGAAAGUUGGAAGAUGUUUCGCGUUCACUUGGCGAAAGACUACUAGUCCGUUAGAUAGUUCUAAGCAAAUGAAGCGUCUUUCAAAGGAAUGCAAAAAUGCUGUGUUAUAUUUGCACCUAUAUUAUUGCGCUUAGCAUAACAUAACAUAAUAGGAUAACAUAUGUUUUGACAAGAGACACUAAAAUGACCAUUAACGGUUUAUUUGGAGUCAGUAGUCAGUGGUACCCUAGACCGAGGUAGGGGCACAUCAGCCUUCAGUGGCUCACUGGACAGUCAGGUCAAAUAAUUUUACCACUUGGGCUACCUGGAUUGCUUUGUGUCGUCUGGGGGUCGGAAAUAUCCAAUCGAAUUUCAGUGGCGUUCGCUGAACAAUUUUUAUUUGCGAGACGCAAACGGGAUAAUUGGUUUGAUUUGGAGCUCCAGGUCCUGGGUUCGCGCAGACAGUCGCAUGGGGAAUAAGAGUUAUCAGUCAGUAAUUAUUACCGAUAAAGACUCUGGAAACGAAAACACGUUUAGCCCCAUCUGUCACAGUCGGUUGGGGAAGGCCCAAUUUGAGAUGGUGACGUACCCGAGGCUAGAAACUACUUUCAGUGAGUCAUUGAACAUUUAAGUCAGAUGUUCUUUCCACCUGAGUGGAAGGUGUAAAAUUUAUUCAAUAAAGAGUAUAACAGAAAAAAUAAACUCACAGUCCGGCUUAUUAAUUUUUUUUCAUUUAUAAGUAAAUCCGAAAACGUAAACUAUGAUGAAUCUCUCAUCGCAGACCCGAUAAAUUUAAAUAUUAUAUUACUUGUUUUUUAUACUUAUGCCGUUCGUAGACCCUGAACCCUGGAUACCGUCUUAAAAGCUUCCGGUUUUACUAUUUAUGCAAACUCUUCUCUGACAUGUGUCAUUCGAUAUUAUGCUUUGUAUGACGUCACGUAUACUUUCAAAGCGCCGAUAUCCAUGUCCGAAGGAGGUAUUUCACGUAGAUGCAUGCAAAGAUGCUGGGUAGCAAAUUACAAAGAACCUCAUUAAUUCCAGAGACGCCGUUGUGAGUGAAUGCAGAUCACCCGUUACAUUCUCAAAACAUGAACAACACUACCUAGAUGGCGAAUGACGCGGAAAUAGUCUCUGUACCUACCACGUAAUUGAUUUCAAUCAUAAAUAUGGACGACCAGACGCUAGCAGCCUAAUUUUUCCCCUUAAUUGGUGACGACCUUAACAAACUAAACGGAAGCUUAUCUAUCUCCACUGAAGAUUUUUGUUCAUUUGCAGGAAAUCGACUGCUUGGCUGACGUAAAGUAAAUCUUCUUUAUUUGCUCUUUUAGGUUUAUGACGGCCUCGUUCGAUAAAACCUGCGAGGGUUUUAGAAGGAAAGGAAGUUUUAGCUUCAACUGUUCUUUUUAACAAUGAUUAAAUUCCUAAUUUUCGCCGGCGUUGCCAAAUGGUGUUAGAAGAGUCUGUGGCUGCGGUUUUUUUACUUCAAAGUGAAAGCACCAUUUUCUGAUUCUUCAUCUUCUUCGACUCCAUAAGAAGACUUGACCAUCCUACAAACGGGAGCCGUGUGUCCUUAACGCCAUAAAAAUAUCUCAAUGUAAACUACUGUUUAGCCAAUCUCACAACUGUAGAUUGCAAACUAAAAGAUAAUUGUCAGGCAUUUAAUGCAUAUUUCCGAAUCAUCUGAUAACUUAUGAUUAUGAUUAAAGGGACUCCUUCAAAAGUGGACAGUGCCCCUGAAACCUCUGACGACGAUGAUGAUGAUGAUGAUGAUGAUGAUGAUGAUGAUGAUGAUGAUGAUGAUGAUGAUGAUGAGGAUGAUGAUGGAGGAGGAGGAGGAGGAGCAGGAGGAGGAGGAGGAGCAGGAGGAGAUAGCAGCGGCCACUAG
This is a messenger RNA of Spirometra erinaceieuropaei, 9158 nucleotides long. Lineage: Eukaryota; Metazoa; Platyhelminthes; Cestoda; Diphyllobothriidea; Diphyllobothriidae. The record is from the annotation of a GenBank genome assembly.